Messenger RNA from Umbelopsis ramanniana AG, 2121 nucleotides. RefSeq lists its product as uncharacterized. Gene Ontology annotation, molecular function: ATP binding; protein serine/threonine kinase activity. NCBI's taxonomy places the organism in Eukaryota, Fungi, Mucoromycota, Umbelopsidomycetes, Umbelopsidales, Umbelopsidaceae. Gene Ontology annotation, biological process: protein phosphorylation; intracellular signal transduction. The transcript is spliced from 14 exons. The coding region runs from base 77 to 1882 and encodes 601 amino acids. The record is from RefSeq and is a predicted model, not a curated record. Gene Ontology annotation, cellular component: cytoplasm.
AUCGACAUAAACCAGAGUACCUCAAGAAUCAAGUAGCCUUCCUCACUCAACCUCUAUAUACUACAUCCAUCACACCAUGUCAUCCCCAAACGGAAGUCGGAUGCGCAUUGGACAGUACAAUAUCAUUAAGAGCAUAGGAGUUGGCUCAUUUGGAAAAGUCAAGCUGGCCGUUCAUUCCACUACCGGACAAAAAGUUGCUUUGAAAAUUAUCAACAGGAAAAAAAUUGCCAGCUUGGACAUGGCAGGAAGAGUUAAACGGGAGAUUCAGUACCUCAAGCUCUUGCGACACCCUCAUAUUAUCAAGCUCUAUGAAGUCAUUGUAACACCGACAGAUAUCAUCAUGGUUAUCGAGUAUGCUGGAGGAGAGCUGUUCAAUUACAUUGUUGAAAAGGGCAAGAUGGGAGAAGAUGAUGCUAGGCGAUUUUUCCAGCAGAUCAUUUGUGCAGUAGAAUACUGUCAUCGUCACAAAAUUGUCCAUCGUGAUUUGAAACCCGAAAACCUCUUGUUAGAUGACAAUAAUAAUGUCAAAAUUGCCGAUUUUGGGCUUUCCAAUAUUAUGACAGAUGGUGACUUUCUUAAAACAAGUUGUGGAAGUCCAAAUUAUGCAGCUCCUGAAGUUAUUUCCGGAAAGUUAUAUGCAGGACCGGAAGUCGAUGUAUGGAGCUGCGGUGUUAUUCUCUACGUUAUGCUAUGUGGUCGACUCCCAUUUGAUGAUGAAUACAUCCCUACUCUAUUCAAAAAGAUUAAUGGUGGCAUCUAUACAACCCCUUCUUUUUUGAGCCCGGAAACAAAGUACUUGCUGACAUCCAUGCUGGUCGUGGACCCUCUUAAGCGAAUCACUAUUCAGGAAAUCCGGCAAAAUCCCUGGUUUAAUGUCGGUCUUCCAGAAUAUUUGCAACCAUUGCCAGAUGCGGCCGAAACACUUUCACAGGAAAUCGAUGAAUCAGUUUUGUCAGAGCUAAGCAAAAAAAUGGGAUAUAGUCGUGAAACUAUUUAUAAGGCUCUAUCGGAACCAGAUAAUAAUCAAAUAAAGGUUGCUUACCAGUUAGUGGUGGAUCAUCACCGAAUGAUCAAAGAGUCCGAAAAACUUUCCAAAGAUAACAACAUAGAAAGCUUUUUUGCCACCUCACCGCCACCUUGGAAUUCUCAAUUUGAGGAGCAGGCAAAGGAAUCUGGUUAUGAUGGCAAUAAUCUUGAGGCUCCGUCCUCUAUUGCAGUCUUGAGUUCAAGUUUACCAAAGGGUGACGAUAGCAUGAGGGCACAAACACGCCCGUCGUAUUCUGGACAGCCCAUCAUGCCAAUGUCAGGCACUCCGCCUCCGGGUGCGAAAUCUCCCACUUUGUCUAAAGUCAAUCACAGAACUCCACCUGUCAACCGCCAACUAUCUACUUCUGGCCCACCAUCGAAGCGACAAUAUAAAGCAAGAUCAAAGUGGCAUUUCGGUAUACGCAGUCGAUGCCCUCCUUGGGAAGUCAUGCUGGAAAUUUUCAAGUCUUUAAAGAACGUUGGUUUCGAGUGGAAAGUUGUCGAUCCCUAUCAUUUGCGGUGCCGUUAUCGUUACGAGUCGGGUGUGAUUGUCAAGCUUGAUCUACAACUUUACAAAUUGGAUAUCAACAGUUACUUGGUUGACUUCAAGAGCUUGGGACAAGUGAUGGCCGAAGGACAUUCUCCACAGAAUAUGAAAACCGACUCGAUCGAAUCGUACUCACCAACUUCAGACGACAUGUACAUGGUACCUGAAGAAUUUUCAUAUGAAAAUACUCUCAAAAUGGCAAACGUCUUGUCUGAACAAGCCGACAUUGGUUCAGAAUCAGUUUUGAGUACAUUCCCUUUCCUAGAUGUCUGUAGUAAGCUCAUCACAGAACUUGCCAUCUCCACGUAAAUGUCCUUUGUCACACGUUGUAUUCUCUUUCCAAUGUAUUAUAUUUUCCCCUCAUGUCUUUAAAGCAUAAUGAACCAAAAGAAAGCUGUGCAUUUUUUUAUUGAGGUCGUGCGUAUAUUUGAAGAUUGAUAAUUCUAUCCAGUAUAUCAGUUGACUCUCGCUUAAUGACGACGAGAUUCAGCAAUGACGUUGGUGAGUUCCUCAACCUUUGCCUUAGCACGAACGAAUGUACCAAGCUA